CAUUGGUCAAAAGGGAAACCUUAUUCAUAUUUGGAAGUACUAAUAAGACUUCUCGACUGGCAGAGUUUCCCAUUACAAGGUCAACAUAACUAUUGUGUUAGACUUUGAUCAAGUGGGAAACCUAAAGCUAGGCUACCCCAUACAUGCAUUUUGACAAAAUUAGCCUUCAAAAGGACUCUCAUAUUCCUUUAAAUUAAUAUGAUCAUAUUCAUAUUAGUAGGAACCAAAAUACAAAAUACAAAAUGGAAUACAAGACUUAUAACCCUUUAAAGGAUUGGGCUAUAAAAUCAAUGAUUUAAAAACAGAGCAAGCCCAUGCUUUUGCAGCGUACAAAUACAUAUAUUCCCUCAACAUUCUUUUUUCUCUGCAUCGCUUCGCUCUCCAAUGGAUACCUCUAAUCUCUUCCUCUCCUUCUUCUAUUGCUGCUUCCUCCUCUCCUCAGGAUACAUAUGCAUCCAAGGUUCGCCUCUCAACCACCACCACCACCACCAUCGGCGGCAGAAGCACGAGAUUUCCGAUGAGGGUGCGAUGCCGACGAAGCUAUUCGUAUUCGGAGAUUCAUAUGCAGACACCGGCAACAUCCGGAAAUCCUUAGGCAACUCGUGGAAUGAGCCGUACGGCACCACCUUUCCCGGAAAACCCGCCGGCCGCUUCUCCGACGGCCGCAUCCUCACCGAUUACCUUGCCAAGUUCCUGGGAGUGAAGUCUCCGUUGGCGUACGAAUGGAUGGAAUUGGGCGGGAAGAAGUUGCAGAAUGGGCUGAAUUUCGCGUAUGGAGGGAGUGGCGUUUUCAACACUUUGGGCGAUCUGCUGCCCAAUAUGAGCACUCAGAUUGGAUUUUUCGACAAACUUAUGCAUGAUUCUGUCUACACCAAAUGGGAUUUGAAGUCCUCUGUUGUUCUUGUCUGCCUCUCCGGCAACGAUUAUGGUGCUUUUCUUGCCCAAGGUGGAACUAUGCAGGAUCUUGAAAAGUUCAUCCCGCGCGUGGUGAAGCAACUAGGCGCCAACUUAAAACGGCUCCAAGAGAUGGGAGCGACUAAGGUUGCGGUGACCUCUCUCCAGCCGCUGGGCUGCCUUCCUCGGAGCACCGUCGAUUCAUCUUUCCAGCGGUGCAACACCACCCAGAAUGAGGCGGUGGCGUACCACAACCUCCUCCUGCAGCAAGCCCUCGCUGAACUCAACAACAAAACCUCCACCUUCUUCCUCAUCGAUCUCUACACCUCCUUCACAACCGUGCUCAACCAAAGACGAGACUAUCAAGGUAAUUUCAGAUUCCAGACUCCGUUGAAGCCGUGUUGCGCCGGGAUCGACGGAUACUUUUGCGGCGGCGUCGAUGAGAAGGGUACCAAAAUGUAUACGGUUUGCAGCGAUCCCAAAUCGGCCUUCUUCUGGGAUUCGUCGCAUCCAACUGAGGCUGGAUGGCAUGCCGUUUACACCACCUUUAAAUCUAGCCUUCAACAAGUUUUUAAAUCAUUCUAGCUUUCUGCAUGCGUUGCCUCUUCUUUAUGUCUCAUCUCUUUUGUUUUUUGGUUUUUUCGUGCUCCUAUCGAAUCGUUGGUAUAUUCUGUUAAGUUGGAAAUUUGUUUGAUUA
Molecule: messenger RNA, 1591 nt
Organism: Salvia miltiorrhiza (redroot sage)
Lineage: Eukaryota; Viridiplantae; Streptophyta; Magnoliopsida; Lamiales; Lamiaceae
Product: GDSL esterase/lipase At5g03610-like
Exons: 4
Coding region: 385-1479 (364 amino acids)
Molecular function (GO): hydrolase activity, acting on ester bonds
Source: RefSeq, a predicted model, not a curated record